Aplysia californica (California sea hare) is the source of this 681-nucleotide messenger RNA. Its product is annotated as tubulin beta-1 chain. Gene Ontology annotation, biological process: mitotic cell cycle; microtubule cytoskeleton organization. The record is from RefSeq and is a predicted model, not a curated record. Gene Ontology annotation, molecular function: GTPase activity; structural constituent of cytoskeleton; GTP binding. Lineage: Eukaryota; Metazoa; Mollusca; Gastropoda; Aplysiida; Aplysiidae. Gene Ontology annotation, cellular component: cytoplasm; microtubule.
GCCCAGGUUAACCGUGACAGGCAGGGUCGAAGCAGCCUGUCUCCUAAAUUACCUGUAUAGUAUCGAAGGUAGCGUAAAACUGCUACAAACAACAGGUAUACACCGAGUACACUCAGCGAGAAGAGAAACCAUCCGCCAAACAGCAAGUUUGUUGGCCAAACCUGGAAAACGUGCCUACGGAAAUUUCCGCUCUUCGGUCGCAUCUUUUUUUUCUGCGUUAUUACAGUAAUCCGGGGAGCCUCUCUCCGUGCACUGCCACUCUCCGUGUUGAAUCUCUGCGUCAGUGAGUCAGGGGGCUCGAAACACAGACACUGUCUGAUCUUUUUUUUUUCGCCGACAUUCGAGGGGGAAAGAAAAACAGCGGAAAGAAACGGAAAAAGCACCUCAGACGAAAAAAACCAAAAGGCAACAGAUUUCCACUGCUGAGUUUGUUUUGCUCUUUUUAGUGGGACGACGGACUCACAAAGAUCAGUUUUACUCUUUUUCGUGCUGCGACACUCACUGAGUUCUGUGUGUGUUGUGUGUGUGUGCUCGUGUCGUGGGGAAAGACCGUCAGCUGUCCUGCCUUGACCACCUCGAGUCGAUCAGUUUCACCCCCAAACUACCACAACAUCAGCAAUAAUUAUGAGGGAAAUCGUGCACGUACAGGCUGGCCAAUGCGGCAACCAGAUCGGAUCAAAG